ACCCCAUUUGACAUCAGCUCCUAACCUAAUUUUAUUUUAAUGGAAUAUUGUGAUUGUAGCAAUUGGUAUUUGCCAACUUGAUAAAUAAAGAAUCUAAGUAUUGACAUUUUAACUGACAAAGUUUAAGAAAUUUGAAGAGAGAUGUAUACAAUUAUUAUAUUCACAUUAUUUUGAACGUUCAUAGCUGAAACAAAGACUUUAUUCAAAUCACCAAAAUGACUUACGUUAACAAAAGGACAAGGGCUUUUCAGAAUCCAAAUGAAUUACAAAUAACACGAGUAAGAUCGGAAGGGCGCAUGAAAACAUAUCAAUCAGCACAGGACUUAAGAGCUUGGAGUGAUAUCACAGAGGAAAGAAGACAGUAUAUUUUAGAUUAUCAAUCCAAACCCAGGCUGGGUUUGCAUUCAGGAAAAAUAAUACCAGUGGAAUAUUUGGUCGAAUCAAUAGCAGCUUUCAAAAACGAGAGAAUAAAACAGCUGGAACAAAGGAUCAAUUAUUUAGAAAAGAUACUCUAUUUAUACUCUCAGCUGGAUUUGGCGCCUCAACAGAAGAAAAAACUUGAUGAAUUGAAAAAGGAACUGAAUUCAGCAUAUUCUGAAUUAACAGCUCUUCAUGAGGAUGUAUGUGAAUGUACUGCAUGCCAUAACUUCCCAGAGAGUAAGAGAAAAGAAUUAGAAACCGCUUAUUCCCAUUGGGCAAAAAGAACAUUCAAGGAAGAUAAGGAUUUGAAUUCUGGUGGAACUGAAACAUUAAUAACUUGUGUUUGUGUAGCAUGCCAUAAACAUUCUGAGCCAAAGGUAAUAUAGCAAAACUUGAUAUACAAUAUUCAACAAUUUCAGUAGAUAAUUCUUAAACAAUUAUUUUAGCAUCAUAAAAGUUC
Molecule: messenger RNA, 880 nt
Organism: Diorhabda carinulata
Lineage: Eukaryota; Metazoa; Arthropoda; Insecta; Coleoptera; Chrysomelidae
Exons: 4
Coding region: 216-806 (196 amino acids)
Source: RefSeq, a predicted model, not a curated record